Humulus lupulus (European hop) is the source of this 1601-nucleotide messenger RNA. RefSeq names its product putative NAC domain-containing protein 94. The transcript has 3 exons. Gene Ontology annotation, biological process: regulation of DNA-templated transcription. The record is from RefSeq and is a predicted model, not a curated record. NCBI's taxonomy places the organism in Eukaryota, Viridiplantae, Streptophyta, Magnoliopsida, Rosales, Cannabaceae. Gene Ontology annotation, molecular function: DNA binding. The coding region runs from base 158 to 1327 and encodes 389 amino acids.
AGUGUAGCAUUUUAUCUUUUAUAGAUGAGACAAACAGAUUCCUCCAUAUUAGAAAGAGACGAUCGAGAAGGUUAAUUAGUUAUCUGGGUUUUGAAGCUGAGGACUUAGUAUAGAGUUUUAUUAUUAUUAUUAGAAGAUAAUUAAGUAGUAAGUAAAGAUGGGUAGCAAUAAUAUUAAUGUUUAUAAUAAUAAUAAUACUAAAGAUAGUGCAUAUUCAGAUGAUCAAGGUGGGGAUGAUGAUGAUGUUCAACUUCCAGGGUUUAGAUUUCAUCCAACAGAUGAAGAGCUAGUCGGAUUCUAUCUUCGUCGGAAGGUUGACAAAAAACCUAUCACCAUUGACCUCAUCAAAUCCAUUGAUAUCUACAAAUAUGAUCCUUGGGAUCUUCCAAAGGGAUCGUGUACUGCUGGAGAAAAAGAGUGGUACUUCUUCUGCAAAAGAGGGAGAAAAUACAAGAACAGCAUAAGACCAAAUCGAGUGACGGGGUCUGGAUUUUGGAAGGCCACUGGGAUUGACAAGCCAGUAUAUAAUUCUAAUGGAGAAAGAGAAAUCACUAGUAAUAGUUUUAGUAGUAAAAACUACUCUACUAUUGGACUGAAAAAGACUUUGGUGUACUAUCGAGGAAGUGCUGGCAAAGGCACCAAAACUGAUUGGAUGAUGCACGAGUUUCGUCUUCCCUCCAUUAACGACGCUAUCAUCACCAAUUCUGCUUCUCGUCAUCAUCGUCUUAACAAUCUCAACACCACUUCUACUGAUCCCCUAUUGUUCGAAGCUGAAAUAUGGACUUUGUGUAGGAUAUUCAAGAGAAAUGUAUCGUAUAGAAAGUACACAUCGGAUUGGAGAGAACUAUCAAGUAAAGUACGUAGCCAACCAUUAAUGGACACAGUUCUAAGCUCCAAAAAUAACAAUAAUGCCAUGAUGAUGAUCAAUGAUCGAUCAUCGACCAAAGAACCAAAUACUUACAUUGAUUUCACUUCUCCAGUGAUUUGUCAUGAUAAUGAGGACAAGAAGCCUGUUAUAAAUCAUCAGACCAUGAUGAAUAAUAAUAAUAAUAAUGGAGCAAUAGGUACUGACUAUAACAACAAUAAUAUUAAUCGUCAUCAUCACCAUCAAGAUCAGUUGCGUGUAAACCAAUCGAGCUCCAUGUCCAUGGCUACGUCUCACCCUUCGUCAAUAGAUUCCUUCAUCUCAAGCUUUUCAUCACACCAAGAUGAUCAUCGCCAUCAUGAUCAUGAAUUCAACGAUCAGAUUUUCACGUGUGCUGACUGGGAUGACCUUAGAUCUGUUGUAGAGUUUGCCAGUACUCUUGAUGAUACAGAUUUUGUGUAAAUAUAUAUAAUAUAUAAUUAAUUUGUUACUAUAUAUUUACGUAAUUUUUCUAGAGUACUAUAUAUACUACUAAGUGUGGGGAUGUUAUUUAGAACUAUUGUAGUGUAGUUCUCAUUUUUUUGUCACCCCCUUAAUUAACCUUCUUACACCCACAUAUAUAUAUAUAUAUAUAUAUAUACUUCUUUUACUUACAAGGACUUUGUAGUAUGUAUGAUCGUUCGUUCGAUCUCAUUUGUGUUAUUGAUUAAUAAAUUUUUUCUGGUCGAUGUAGUAA